AUGUCGUGCCAUAAGGGCGAACAUCAUAGUGAAGGUUAUUGCGCAAGAAUAUAUUCAAGGUUAUUGCGCAAGAAUACUCAAUGCUAUGGUGUGAGAAAAAUCGGACGGGAACCUAACAGUGGUGCACUAGCCGGUUUGCUGUCAAUUCAACAUCACAAUGAUGAACAGCAGCCGCUCUGGCUUUGGAACCCAUGCCACACUCAACAACAACGUUCUGCCACAAAAGAAAAAUCACAUUCAAGUCUUAAAUCUGAAGAACACAAUCUUCACUCAUUUACAGGUGUUUGGGAUGGAACAUUUCACAUUAAUCAAAUAGUGAUGAUUUAUGAUCAAAAAUGCACAACAAUUCGUGGUGCUGAUUUUUUACAAGCGACAGUAUUAGAAUUAGAUCAACAGCGAUGUUUAGUUAAAUUCAAUUACAAUCAGUUAAGCGAUUAUGCUGGAUUUGAUGAGGUAUUUCAAAUGCCAUUUCAAGGUUUAGAAGAUGAUGAUAUGGAUAAUGACAAACUGGCAUGUUUGAAACGUAUUCAAUCAAUGGAAAUUAAUCCGUUAUCAGUUGUG
Molecule: messenger RNA, 561 nt
Organism: Didymodactylos carnosus
Lineage: Eukaryota; Metazoa; Rotifera; Eurotatoria; Philodinida; Philodinidae
Source: the annotation of a GenBank genome assembly